Schistocerca gregaria is the source of this 5195-nucleotide messenger RNA. RefSeq lists its product as uncharacterized. Gene Ontology annotation, molecular function: mitogen-activated protein kinase binding; cation binding; protein serine/threonine phosphatase activity. Bases 135 to 3524 code for a protein of 1129 amino acids. Gene Ontology annotation, cellular component: nucleus; cytosol. Lineage: Eukaryota; Metazoa; Arthropoda; Insecta; Orthoptera; Acrididae. The transcript is spliced from 8 exons. The record is from RefSeq and is a predicted model, not a curated record. Gene Ontology annotation, biological process: protein dephosphorylation.
GCUACGUAAACUUGGAUUUGCCAAUCGCAUCAUUAUCGUAGUCUUCCCGUCAUGCAACGUGUUUCUGUGUAUGUGUGAGAGAGUGUUUGGUAUGUGAUUAAAUAGCGUGUGUUUUCAGUGUAAGUUGUUGAAACAUGGCUACUGGUAUGGGUGUUUCUUUGCGCGUUACGGCCAGUUGUAGUCAAGGAGGCCGUCGCUAUAUGGAAGACACAUUCACAGUUGCUUAUCAUCCUCUCGGAGAUGGUUCCGUAGAGUACGCUUACUUUGGUAUUUUCGAUGGCCAUGGUGGUGAGGAAGCAUCGACGUUUGCACGAAUUCAUUUACUGAAUUACAUUAUCGCACAAGAAGAUUUCUGGUCUGAUGAAGAUUCUCGUAUUAAGAGAGCCAUACGGAAAGGAUUCCUCGAUACUCACGAAGCAAUGUGGCGUGAUGUAGGUAAUUGGCGAAAGACACCUUCGGGUCAUACUAGCACAGCGGGUACAACUGCCACAAUAUGCUUCGUCAAGAAAAGCAAAUUGUAUAUAGGUCACGUCGGAGACUCUGGAGUCGUUCUUGGAUAUAAGGAAAAAGGGGAAGCUGAAUGGAGAGGGAAACCCUUAACUAGAGAUCACAAACCUGAAGAUCCAGAAGAAUAUAAGAGAAUAGAAAGGAGUGGUGGUAAGGUGCAAAUAAAAGCUGGAAUUUGUCGAGUGGUUUGGAAUCGUUCUCGUGUUUGCCAUACGGGUCCUGUGACACGUUCUGCACCACCCUGCGAGGAAAUACCUUUUCUUGCUGUUGCAAGGUCAUUGGGUGAUUUGUGGAGUUUUAAUCCAACAUCAAAUACUUACGUCGUGUCUCCUGAUCCUGAUGUAAUAGUCUUGCCGUUAAAUAUUUCUGUACACCACUGUUUGGUUUUUGGGACUGAUGGUCUGUGGAAUGUUGUCACACCUGAUGCAGCAGUAGCCGUGAUUCAAACUUGUGAAAUACACAAUAGUGCAGAUGUUGUUUUGGAUGGAAACCCGAAACCUGACUUCAAAAAACUUGGUUGGAUUAACCCUGCAAGAAAGCUGGUGGAUGUUGCCUUGCAACGAUGGUCAGAAAAUCAGAUGAGAGCUGACAACACUAGUGUAAUUGCGGUGAUGUUAGACCAUCCCCUUGAGGAAGUAAAGGAAAAUUGUGAACAUGUAGAGACUAGCAACACUCAAACUGCUGGUGCUUCAGUUUCACGAAAGGGACCACAGCAGCGUUGUGCUGAUGGCAUCAGAGAAACUGAUAAAAAUUCCAGAUUGCCAUUUGCCACUCCUGGUGAAUGGGUUGGGCCUCCACCUGUAGCUGCAAGAGUGAAAAAUGAACCUUCAUGGAGUCCUGUUGAUGGUGACAUUGAUGCCUCUGUAGUUCCUCCAGCAGUGCGAGACACUAGUUCUGUGGCAGAAGAUACAGCUGGCCGUGUUGUAAAAGUUGGAGAUUCACUUUGCAGUGAUCCUGUAUGUCUGACAAUUAAGGACAAUCGUUCAGUGCGAAGAGAUGAAACAUCUUUGGCUGCGGCACGAGUAGAGGAAAUUAAAGUGUGUUCUGAUGAAAAUAAGGCUACCACUACCACAAAACAACAGGUUCCCACGUUUGCAACAUGCUACACAGCAAAACUUGAGAAUUUUUGUCCGGAUUGGCAGCAGACAGUAAUGAACAGCUCUUUAAAUAAUGCUGAUAAUGAUACUGUUUUGGAGGGAAGUAGGGUGGAACCACUCCAAAAAAGUAAGAGGAAUCAAUUGAAUGACACAGAAGCUGUUACUUCACUUUUAACUCGCCCGAAUAUGAGAGACCAUUCAAAUGAGAAUGUACCAUUUGCUUCAAAUUUGUUGCAACAGAAAUGGUGGGCAAGGCAGUCUGAGGAUACGAGCACAGUCCUUUCAUCUCACAGGAGCAGAUGGGGUAAACAUAGUAUCAAGAAUAUGAGUUCACCAGUUACUGUUGAGCAUAAGAGGAAACGGAGUCAUUCAGAUGACAGAACACUGGUUUUAUCACAUUUAAUGCAAAAGAAAAGUUUUAAACCCCAACCUAAUGAUAUUCUCUCAGAUGCAAGUCCACCAUCACCAGAGAAGAGCUCUAGGAAGCUAUGCAGUGAAGAAGACACACUUAAGUUACCUUCAUGUUCAGUCCAAGAAGUCUGUAAGAAGAACUCUGAUGAUACAGUUACUACAUUCACAUCCAAAGAGAAGAGGAUAAGGAGUCAGUCAUAUGAUAGGAAAAGAGUCACAACAAAUUUUGCCCAACAGGAAAAGUGUAUUGAAGAUACUGGUGAUGAACCUACAAUGAACGUUUCUCAAACACAGACCAGAAAUUCUAAGAGGCACAUAGACAGUGAACAGUCAUUUGCUUCAGCAUCAUCAUCUCAACAACAGAAGCGGAGGCGAAACCUAUCAGAAGACACAAAUGGUGCAUCAUCUGUGAAUCAGGAAAGUAGUACUAAAUGUCAGAUUGAUGAAAGAUUAGUUGCCAGUACAAAAGAUGGGAAGAGAAGUUGGAGCAAAGAGUCUGUUCUCAGGCAAUCGGUUGCUUCAUUUCCAAAUCAGCUUAGAGGGAGGAGAAGCCAGUCUGAUAACAGAAAGGUAAUCACAUCAUCUGUUACUCUUAAGAGGAAUCGCAGAAGCAAGUCUGUUGAUACAUGCAGAAAUAUUUCUGCUUUGAACAAGGACAAUAGCUCCAAGAUCGACGCUGAUGACAGGCAGUUACUAGCUACAUCUACAACUCCACAGAAGAAGAGGAAGAGGAGGAGGAGGAGUCAGUCACAUGACACCUUAUGUUCCUCAGCCUUGCAGGCAGCGACAUCUCUAAACCACACUAGCAAUGACCAAUUAAUUAUUUCUCCUCUUGUUAACCAUAAGGGCAUUAGGAGGAGUAAGUCUCUUGAUGGGAAGACAUUCACGUCAUCAGUAAUGCAACGUAGGGAUUAUAGGCGACACUCUGUUGCUUCACAAUCGCUUGUUAUGCCUGUAACACAACGAAAUAAUUGGGAACAGGCCAUUGACCGACAAACAAACGCAUCAUUUCCAUACCAGCAGCACAGUUUGGGAAACGAGUCUGAUAACAGACAUGCAGUUACCUCUUCACGAGUGAAGUCUGGACUGAGUUGCUCAAGAAAUGGGCACAAUUGUGGGAAGCGCUGGGGAAAGAGAAGAAAAAUGACCUCCACCCAUGUUGGACAACUACGCCGAAAUGCAGCUGUGACUCGUAGAAGGCCUUCUGCUUCUCUGAUGGUGACAUCAAGUAGGUCUGUGUGGCCACAGAAUUCAUCAGCAGACUCUCAUAAAGCAACUGUUGGUUCUGUCAGAGAACCAGGGAGAAUUCUGCGUUCUGUAACGGCAGCUGUUAUUGCGGAAUCGCUUCCAAUCGCCAAAAAAUUGCGAUCUUCUUCUUGUCAAGCACAGCCAAAAUGCCACUAUGGGUGUGGCUUGACAUGGAGAAAGGUCUGUGACCACUGUUUUACAAAACGAAGUAACGUGCAUAGCAGGAAUGUACCUAGUGUAUGUAGAUACCAUUUUAAGUGACAUAGGAGGUGGGUUAGUCUAUGUAAAACCAGUAAUCCAAAGUACAUAAAAGGAACGUGGACAUUUUGGUGAAACACGAAAGUGAAGGAAGCAGAGAAAAAUACCUUGUAGUCAGCCCACAAUAAACAUUUAAGGGUGUCUCCGAAUGACAUGACUUUCCUAAAACAAAAAUACUACUGCAUUUUUGCAUCAGUUAUGUAUAUUUACAAUUAAAUUUAUGUGCCUACAUGUUGCCAGAUAUUACUCUUCAACUCGGAACAUUUAUGUAUGAGAGAUUUUGAAUCUGUGAAUAAUGGAGCAUAUUUGAUGACCUUUCUCACCUUUGUUCUUGGUACGUAUUUCCAUAACUGUACAAAUAUUGCUAUAUACCAGUUGAUAUUAAGAAAUAUAUGUGUAUAAAACAUCUGAUAUUUUUAGAUUUUUAUGAAUUUUCAUUGCACUGAUAGUACCAGAUAUUGAACUAUUUUGAUUAAAAAAUUGUACCAGCAUACAUAGUCUCCUCAAGCCUUUCACCAGAUAAUAAGCUGUACUAUACUGAAAUGAGACAGUUUUAACUAGACAAAUCAACAGUUGCUUCGUGUAAUGAGAUAUAAAUUGACUGCAACUGUUCGCUGAAAGACAUACACAAGGUGGUACAAAUAGUUACUGACGUACAUAAUUACAAUUUUAAUUUAUACUGAUGAAUUAUAUUCUUUAUAUUUAUGACCAAUGAAUUAUAUUCUGUAUAUUUAUGACCAAUGCCUUAGGAAGUUUUGUGUGUAUGGUAUUAUGUACGUGUAUAUAUAAAUAAAACAUAAUGUAUUUUUGCUGUUUGUAGAACAACUUACCAGUAUGUCUAGCUACCAAAAAUGAUACAGUUUUUAUUACUACUUUCUUUCAGAAUUGUGAUAUUUGUCAGUGAUUUUAGCUUGUAAAUAUGUAGAAAUAUAGGUUGGUGAAUGUUUUAAAUUCUGCAGUGAUUUUUUUUGUAAAUCAGAGUAUACAUACUAGAUAGACCAAAUUUAAUUUAAUCUGAAUAAUGUACUGGUGGUUUUUAUAGUUUCUGAAAAUACUUGCAGACAAAUUAUUUACCAGUGAACUGUGAGAAAUAGACUGAUUGUGUAAUGAAGUAAUUCAGCAAUUACUGUUAAGGUAAAUUUUCUGAUGUGACAGUCCUGCCAGUUCUGUACAUUUUGGCUUCAUAAUAUUUAUGAUUUUCAAAUAGGCUGUGAACACUUAUGUCAAGUAUUUAUAUGAUAUCAUACUUCAUUCGUUUGUUCCUUUCUGCUGAAACAGCAACAGUUACAUUGAAGCUGAACCAAAUGGUUAAGUAACAUGCAUGUUCCAUUAAAAAAUCUAUUCGAAUUUUGUUCUUUGCAAAUGCACAGAAAAUUGCAAUUACUCAUAUUUUAAAAAGUGACCAUGUUUCAGAGAGAACGUUAUGUUAGACAUGAAACGUCUUCUUUUCUCGUAAAAGAUUAUCGUGCAUUAUAAAAUCUACAGUAUAGUGUGUACUGGUGCUGUUCUCCAGAUACUGUGUUAAAUAUUGCAUUUUCCUGUGGAUGGGAGAAUUUAAUAAUAUUUGAAAACUGCCAAUUUUCUCCUUGAAAAAAUACUGUAAAUAAAUGUAAUGUGUACAUUUCCAAAUGAAAAAAAGAAAAAAAAAAUAUCAGAUGGACUGAACUACUUAAA